UGUGAUAAAGUGUGAAGGGAUUUAAGUUAGAGCCUGGGAAUUCACGUAUAUUCAUUAUAGUUGUAAUUAAGUUGUUGGUGGAGCAAAUCCUAAUGAGCCUCACUUGUAAACAAAAUAUGAAACAGUGAUUAACGUAGCUUAAAGGUAAUUUAAGGUUUUUAGCAUAAGCGUGAUCGCUUAAACAACGUUGAACAUAACCAAGAGAACAAUAUUUUAAGAACGAUAGAGCAAGAUAUGAAUCGAGUGAAAUGAAUAUUUUAAUGCACAUUUGGAACGGUCACAAGGAAUGGCUGAAAAGGAGGCAAAGAUUGAAUAUGUGACAGAACCUUGUCCCAUAAAACCUCGUAAAAUAGGUCCACAAAACAUUGUCUUACGUCUAAAACGACGUGAAACUUUUGGCUGUCCUUAUCCAGGAACACACGUUCAUAAUGCUAGACAAUUUUACCAAAAUGUGUUUCCAAAUUUUACUGUCAUGAAUGUAGAGAAACCACCUUGUUUUCUCAGAAAAUUUAGUCCCGAUGGACGUUAUUUAAUAGCUUUUAGCGCUGAUCAAACUUCGAUAGAGGUUUACGAAUAUCGCGGUGCGUCUGCAGCUGCCGAUUUAUUAGCGAAUUGCGAAGGCGAAUACAUUGGUCAUAAGAAUGACGAAUGCAGUUUUCAAAUUAGAAGUAAUAUUUUUAACCGAUUUUUCAAGGCCAAAUGGAUUGUGAAUGUAGUGCAGAGUAAUGAACAACUAAACAGAGAAUGCAGUUUAUUUACAGAUGACGGUCGGUAUGUAAUUGUGGGUUCUGCUGCCCACAUUCCGGAUGAAUUAAGACCUCACUUUUAUCAGAUUUAUUCCAAUAAUGAAGCAUUAACACCAAAUCCUAGAUCGCCACUGGAAGAUUAUAGUUUACAUCUUGUUGAUUUACGUGGAGGAAAAUUAUGUGAUACUAGACAUUUUAAAGUAGACAAAAUAUACUUAUCUCAUAACCAGGGUCUUUAUUUGUAUAAAGAUAUAUUAGCAGUUUUGUCUGUACAGCAUCAAACUAUACAUAUAUUUCAAAUUCUUGAUGGAAUGUUUAUAAAUGUCAGAACAAUAGGAAGGUUUUGUUUAGAAGAUGAUGCUUACCUAGUUACAAGCGCUUGUCCUGGAGUUCAUUGCCGUCCAUUCAGAGACAUUACAAUAAAUAGUCUUAAGCACAAGUUAUUGGUUUAUCUAUACAAAAGAGCAGCAUACAUUAGCGAUACAACAAAAGAUCCAUACGAAUUGAGGCGUUUUUAUCAAUAUUUUGAUCAGUUAAAUGCGUUACGUAUGUGGAAGAUGCAAUUGCUAGAUACGAAUCAUAUACUUGUAAGAUUUGCGAGUGAAGAGGUGGCAACACUUCAAGCGAACGAACCUAACGCACAACCGGCACUUUUAGUAGUUUACGACAUGGUUACAGCUAAAAUAUUAGCUGCAUAUGAUAACGCGUCAACACAAUUAUUGACGCAGUUUGAAAAUUUUAGCGAUUUCUUUAGAAAUGCAAGAAUGAGUACUGACUGUCAGUACAUGUGCUCUCCAUCUAAUAAUAUAUAUGCAAGAUUAUUACAGCAAAGGUUUAAACAAACGAUAGUGAGUGCUAGAUACGGCGGUGUUACGGAAGCUACGAAAAGGCUACUUGCUCAAUUGCCAAUAUGUGCUCAGUCUUAUUCUAGUUCCCCGUACCUAGACUUAUCCCUGUUUUGCUACGAUGAUAAAUGGGUUUCUAUGAUGGAGCGUCCAAAAGCAUGCGGAGAACAUCCCAUACGAUUUUACGCUCGCGACUCUGGUCUUCUGAAGUUUCGAAUGUACGCAGGAAUGUUGGGACGUACGACACCAACAUCUGCAAGACGAUUAGUUGCAUUUACGUUUCACCCGACAGAUCCGUUCGCUAUUUCCGUUCAGCGUACGAAUGCUGAAUAUAUUGUCAGUUUUCAUGUUAGGCAUGUCUAAGAUUUUAUCAGAAUAUGUAAAGUUUCAUAACUAUUCGUAUGUACAAUACCAUUCAUUCAACUUUAUCCUGUUUCGACAAUAUCGAUCUCAUUGCACGUCAUCGAUAAUGUUAACUGAUAAGAAGGUUGCUUGAAAAUCUUAUGACAUUUGCUGCGGGAUUUUGUAAAUAUUUGAGAAACAUUUUUAACGUCACCAAUUUUAUUAAAGAAAUUAUAAAUGACCAGGUUCAUGAUUUGUUACCGCUUUUAUUAAAUUUCAGGUCAUUAGCAUUAAAUAUUCGAAAUCAUCGGUACCAUUAAGUAAAGCGAGAUGUUUCAGCAGUAGAUAAAAUAGA
Dufourea novaeangliae is the source of this 2288-nucleotide messenger RNA. It is a transcript of the gene abo, whose product is annotated as DET1 homolog. NCBI's taxonomy places the organism in Eukaryota, Metazoa, Arthropoda, Insecta, Hymenoptera, Halictidae. Bases 287 to 1954 code for a protein of 555 amino acids. Gene Ontology annotation, biological process: protein ubiquitination; positive regulation of proteasomal ubiquitin-dependent protein catabolic process. Gene Ontology annotation, molecular function: ubiquitin-like ligase-substrate adaptor activity; ubiquitin protein ligase binding. The record is from RefSeq and is a predicted model, not a curated record. The transcript has 8 exons. Gene Ontology annotation, cellular component: cullin-RING ubiquitin ligase complex; nucleus.